Messenger RNA from Botrytis cinerea B05.10, 1357 nucleotides. RefSeq lists its product as hypothetical. Bases 263 to 1231 code for a protein of 322 amino acids. The transcript is spliced from 2 exons. NCBI's taxonomy places the organism in Eukaryota, Fungi, Ascomycota, Leotiomycetes, Helotiales, Sclerotiniaceae. The record is from RefSeq and is a predicted model, not a curated record.
GGGGACUGGCAUCAUGUAUCGAAUCGAUUUGUGGUGCAUGCUUUUCAGUUCUAUAUAUUGAAGAGGCUCUCGUGAUGGCAGCUUUUCUUUCCUCUAUUCUUCCUCUCCAAGUCAGUCUUGUUAGCUCGUCGUCGUCUUUAUUUUCACUCUCUUCACUUUCUCUAAAUACAUUCAUUUCAAAGUGUGAUCUGUGAUCCACGACACUCUUUUUUAAAUUUUACAUUCAUUCCCACCAUACGCCUACACACAAAAUUCCAUCAAAAUGUUUUCUAAAUCAAUCAUCGCCGCUUCCCUCCUCACAGCAGUCACUGCUCAUCAAAAUUUCCAUCAAUUUUGGGUCAAUGGAGUUUCUCCUGGAUAUCAAGUAUCCAUCCGCAUGCCACCUUCCAACUCCCCAGUUCUCGAUGUAGCAUCCGAUAACAUCACCUGUAACGUCAAUGGAAAUGUUGUCCCAUCAGGUGUCAACACAACUGCCGCAAACGAGGGAGAUGCUAUCACAGUUCAAUGGGAUUCUUCUACUCAUCCAGGACCCAUUCAACAUUAUCUUUUUGGCCCCGUUGAUGAUGCGUCCAUGGCUACCGGUAUUGGUUCAUGGUUCAAGAUCGAUGAGUACAUUGAAGUCAAUGGUACUUGGGCCUCCAACCUCAUGGAUGCUGGUAACAUGAGCUAUACUUUCAACCUUCCUACUGGAAUGGCAUCUGGUGAAUACUUGCUUCGUUCAGAGAUGCUUGCUCUUCACUCCGCCCAGACUGUCGGAGGUGCUCAAUGGUACAUUGGAUGUGCUCAACUUUCUAUUACCGGUACCAGUGGAGAUUCAUGCGGUCCCUCCAUCGAGCUUCCAGGUGAUUACAAUGCUACCGACCCAAGUAUCUAUAUCCCAGAUAUCUACUAUGGUUUUGACAUCUCUACCUACACACCUCCCGGAGGAGCUGUUGCAACAUGCGGUGCUUCUGGAAGUGGAGCUACGGGUGCAGCCAGCGCCACGGCCGUAGCAACAUCUGCUGUUUCCAGUGCGGUUGCAUCAUCAAGCGCCGCAGGUGUUUCAUCGAGUGCCGUAGUUGCUUCAAGCUCCGUCGCCUCAUCCGUACUGGCCUCAUCCAGUGCAGUACUUCCAUCAAGUUCCGUAGCCGCCAUUGUGACUUCCGCCCCAAGCACUCUCAUAACAGCCACCUCCGCACCUGCUGCCACUAGCUCAGCGGUUGAGGUUGGUGAUGAUGAGUGUGAGGCAUAAAUACGACGAUGAUGAUUUGUAUGAAAUGGGGGAAUAUCUUUGGAUUCUUUUGUAUAUAUAUCUAGAUGUAUUCAGUGUAUGUGAAUAGAUUUGGCACUUGCCACUGUAUAAAUAAAGACUGAUUGA